This is a messenger RNA of Branchiostoma floridae (Florida lancelet), 816 nucleotides long. Its product is annotated as WAS/WASL-interacting protein family member 1-like. The transcript has a single exon. NCBI's taxonomy places the organism in Eukaryota, Metazoa, Chordata, Leptocardii, Amphioxiformes, Branchiostomatidae. The coding region runs from base 1 to 816 and encodes 271 amino acids. The record is from RefSeq and is a predicted model, not a curated record.
AUGGCGCAGCAGACUCCGCACACUCCGGUCCAGAUUCCUCAACCAAACCCCAACAACGAACCCGGGCCCGCAGGACCAAACGGGCGACACCCGGCCCAGGACGAUCCAGUCCGUCUUGCUGCGAUGGCAAAUUGGCCUAGGGACUACAUCUAUCCAUUCCGGGACGUCCCGGCCCCUCAACAAGACCCAAACAACGACCCCGGGCCCACAGACCCAGACGGGGGGCAGUUAGUCCAGGACGAUCCGGCUCUUCUUGCUGAAAUGCCAAAUUGGCCUCAGGACUACAUCUAUCCCGUCCGGGGCGUCCUGACUCCUCUACAAGACCCAAACAACGACCCAAACGUCGAGCCCCAAGUACCAGACGGGUCACAACUGGCUCAACAUGUUUCCGUCGAUGUUGUCGGAAUGCCAAAUUGGCCUCAAGACUAUAUCUAUCCCGUCCGGGACUUCUCGGCGACCAGUCAACCAGACCCAAACAACGAUCCCGGGACCACGGAACCAAACGGGCGGGCGCCGGCCCCGGCCCCUCCCGUCCGUCACGCCUCACUACCGAUCCCUCAACCAGACCUAAACAACGGCACCGGGUCCAUAGAACCAAACGGGCCUCAGUCGGCUACAAUGCUGGAUCGGCCUCACGAUUCUCCCAUACAACCUGACCCACAGAACCGCCCCGAUGCCAAUGGAUCGAACGGAGGGAAUAAGCCUGACAAGAACAAACGACAGAAGAGAGGCGGUCGCCAGCCAGGAGUAGCAGAGAUCGUGCGACAACUGCACCCCAACGCGCUCUACGUCUCCAGGUCUCACGCACCAGGUUAG